Molecule: messenger RNA, 697 nt
Organism: Mauremys reevesii (Reeves's turtle)
Lineage: Eukaryota; Metazoa; Chordata; Testudines; Geoemydidae
Gene: NHLH1
Product: nescient helix-loop-helix 1
Exons: 1
Coding region: 1-411 (136 amino acids)
Biological process (GO): regulation of transcription by RNA polymerase II
Molecular function (GO): protein dimerization activity; DNA-binding transcription factor activity, RNA polymerase II-specific; RNA polymerase II cis-regulatory region sequence-specific DNA binding
Source: RefSeq, a predicted model, not a curated record
AUGAUGCUCAAUUCAGACCAGACGGAAAUCGACAUGCCCCCGUCUCACUCAGAGACAGAGUCAGUUUUUAGCGACUGUGGUGGGGGCGGUGGCCGUGGGGCCGGAGUGGAGGAGGCCGGCAGCAUCGGCUUGUGUGCCCAGUCCCGGCUAGCUGAGCCGGGUGAGGCUCUGAAAAAGGACCUGCAGCACUUGAGCCGAGAGGAGCGUCGGCGUCGGCGGCGUGCCACGGCUAAGUACCGGACAGCCCACGCCACGCGGGAGCGCAUCCGCGUCGAGGCUUUCAACAUGGCCUUCGCCGAGCUGCGAAAACUGCUGCCCACCCUGCCCCCUGACAAGAAGCUCUCCAAGAUCGAGAUCCUCAGGUUGGCCAUCUGCUACAUCUCCUACCUGAACCACGUGCUGGACGUCUGAGCCACCGAGCCCACGUCCGUCUGUCCGUCUGUCUGCUACAUCUCCUACCUGAACCACGUGCUGGACGUCUGAGCCACCGAGCCCACGUCCGUCUGUCCGUCUGUCUGCUACAUCUCCUACCUGAACCACGUGCUGGACGUCUGAGCCACCGAGCCCACGUCCGUCUGUCUGUCCGUCUGCUACAUCUCCUACCUGAACCACGUGCUGGACGUCUGAGCCACCGAGCCCACGUCCGUCUGUCUGUCUGUCUGCUACAUCUCCUACCUGAACCACGUGCUGGACGUCU